This is a messenger RNA of Trichoderma virens Gv29-8, 1365 nucleotides long. RefSeq lists its product as uncharacterized. Lineage: Eukaryota; Fungi; Ascomycota; Sordariomycetes; Hypocreales; Hypocreaceae. Bases 1 to 1365 code for a protein of 454 amino acids. The transcript has a single exon. Gene Ontology annotation, molecular function: zinc ion binding. The record is from RefSeq and is a predicted model, not a curated record.
AUGUCUCCCACCAGCCAAUCGGGCCUACACGCUGCCCUACAAGGCGACAGCUAUGAUCCAACUGUGGAAGACUCGAGCUCUGACCUCGAAUCCUGUUCUGAUUCCGAGGACGACGAUGAGCUCUCCAUGGUUGUGCAGUCCCCCACCAAGCUCGUCUACAACAUCAAUCAUCUUUCGGAAAAGGCGCAAGGCGCCGUACGCGACCUCUUUAGCGAGCCUCCCGCGAUCGCGCUGCAGCAGUGUCGUCUCAUUGAUGAUACAUAUGCCUUUCAGAUGACUGAGCUCGUCACUCAGUCUAUUCGCAUUCGGGCCAAUGGCGAUGGAUCAUCCCAGCUCACCUGCUCGUGUGGACGCGGGGACGAAGCAGAGCCGUGCUCACACCUGCUAUGGCUCCUAGACCAGCUCACAAAACAAACGCUCUACGACCACGAUCCCAAAACGCCUCUUACCAUGACCCAAGACGGCUUCGCCAAAGAGCUCGGUGAUCCCUUCACUGCCAUCUCAGAGCACCACCUCGACGUUCUGUCAGAUGGCCUCCACUGCCAGGUCAUCGACCCAGAAGCCCUCUCCGAAGAUGACCUCGCUUCUUACCGCGUCCAAGAGUCGCGCGAGCUUCUUGCCGCCGUCUAUGGGACAAAUCCGGAAGACUUCCGUCCGGAUAUCUUCGGGCGGCCUAUGCUCGGGAAGAAGGUGCUCAAGCGCAACGACCUCGACUGCACCGUCUUCCGCAUGCUGCUCGACAACCACCACUUCUUCAACUACUUCCAGUCGGUUUCUCGUCCCAGAGAUCCCAUCAACGAUCCGUUCAGGAAGCUCGCGCAAAGAGUCGAUCGCGUGCUCCGCAGAUUCGACGCAUACGCUUCUGAUCCCGCCUCAGCGCGAUCAUCCGCAGAAACACUCCCUGACGCCUCCUGGGCAGCAAAACACCUCCUCGGAUGCACCAAGCUCAUCAAAUCCAUCAUCUAUACACGUGACCGGCCUCUCCAGCCCUCAGAAGCUGCCUCUGCCGCGCGCACGCUGGUGCACAUCCUUUCCGCCGUCGUCUCCCGCAACCACGACGUAGUCCCAUCAGGUUCUCUCACGGAGUCGCGCACAGAGAGAAAUUUGUAUCUGCGCCUCAUCGGCGAUAAAGACAGAGACUUUGUGCUGGCGGAGCUGAAUCUGCUUCCCGAGGCGGCGAGCCAGCAUCUGCAUACCCUAGAGGCUAUUUUCGAGGACAUCGGGAUGCACGGCGCGCCGAUGACGUUCUUCGAUAAGUUCAAGGCACUGCUGGGAAGAUUAAGGACGCCAAAGAGAAGCUCUAGUUUGAAGAGGCAGAUUGACGAUGAGGGUGCCGCUUCUAGAGGCUCUAAGAGGAUGAAGUAA